Molecule: messenger RNA, 333 nt
Organism: Sordaria macrospora k-hell
Lineage: Eukaryota; Fungi; Ascomycota; Sordariomycetes; Sordariales; Sordariaceae
Source: RefSeq, a predicted model, not a curated record
AUGUGCUACUUCGAGCAAUCCCUCUGGUCCUGCGGCUACUGGAAAUGGGGAAACUUCCGCCAGCAGUGCAACAAGGAGUAUCGCACGGGCGAGACGUGCGGGCUCAAGCUCGUCUACGAAACCAGCUUUAUCCCUUCUCCUUGCAAGAUUUGCGAGCAAAUCUCCAAGAAGGAUCGAAGAGUGCGCAAGAUGGAGGAAGAUAUUGCUCGUUGGCGACGCGAGGGAAACAGGAUGGCUACCAUAGAAAAGACGGAACAUGAUAUCAGGGGUGUGCAAGGCCAGAUUGAGGACUUGUGGAGGGGGCAUGAGGAGAAGAGGAGGAGUAUUUGUUGA